This is a messenger RNA of Coregonus clupeaformis (lake whitefish), 794 nucleotides long. Its product is annotated as solute carrier family 2, facilitated glucose transporter member 9-like. NCBI's taxonomy places the organism in Eukaryota, Metazoa, Chordata, Actinopteri, Salmoniformes, Salmonidae. Gene Ontology annotation, molecular function: hexose transmembrane transporter activity. Gene Ontology annotation, cellular component: membrane. The coding region runs from base 93 to 794 and encodes 233 amino acids. The record is from RefSeq and is a predicted model, not a curated record. Gene Ontology annotation, biological process: monosaccharide transmembrane transport. The transcript is spliced from 7 exons.
GUUGGCUAGCACUAGCUAGCCAAGGCGACUUCAAGACACAAAACUUGAAACCGUCUAAUCAGAUCAUCUAGAAGGUGUCUUAGAACUAAAAAAUGGAAAUGCGAGAGCAAACCGAAGAUCCUGAACCGAACAACAACAUCGAAAAUUCUGAACCAGACCACAAGUCAACAGAAAAGCCACAGCGCAUCACUGCCUGUCUGGUGAAUGCAGCCUUCUUUGGUGCCCUUGGGUCAUCUUAUCUCUAUGGCUACAACCUGUCUGUCGUCAACGCUCCUGCACUGUAUAUAAAGAUAUUUUACAACAAGACAUGGAUGGAGCGCUACGGAGAACCCAUAGGAGCAGACAUGGUCACCAUGCUAUGGUCCGUCACAGUCUCCAUAUUUGCCAUUGGGGGCCUGCUUGGAGCGCUCUGCGUCACGUUGCUCACGAAACUCAUUGGAAGGAAGGGCACCUUGCUCUUGAAUAACGGCUUUGCAGUGAUAGCUGCUCUUUUGUUAGCCCUGGGAGAGAAGGCUAGAUCUUUCGAGAUGCUCAUCAUCGGUCGUUUCGUCAUGGGGGUGGACUCUGGUAUUGCUCUCAGCGCCCUGCCCAUGUAUCUGGGCGAGAUAUCCCCCAGACACGUGAGAGGCUCCAUUGGCCAAUUCAACGCCAUACUCAUCUGCCUGGGGGUGUUCACCGGACAAGUCCUGGGACUUCCUGAACUUCUGGGCCAGUCCACAAAGUUUGACUUGGCUCGCCUGUUGACGUCACACCGUCUCCUUUGCGUUCGGAGGUUUGAGAAGGUCGAAGCUUGA